AAAAGUUUAAACGAAAAAAUCAAGAUUUCUGAGCUCAGCACUUACGCACGUCUCCUUCCGACGGCCACUGCCCCCGUGACGCUUGCGCACACCCCACUCCCACGUCGCCGUGCCUCCAAAUUAUCCCUCAAAAACCCCUCAAUUUUGUUACAAGAAUCCCCCAAAACCUCUGCUCCCAAACCCAUCUCCUCCCACCUCACUCAUCAACCAUCUUGGCCGCCGCCGGGAGGCCGAGCAAUCCCCACACCGCACUCUUGAUUUCUUGUCAUGCACAUGGAUGACGACGGCGCGAAAUCGCAGAGCCUAAUUCCCCCGAGAUCCGCCGGCGCCGAGGGCGUCCGCACCGCUGUCGGAUUUCCCCAUGUUGUGGGGAUCUUGCAUUUGGUGGUGUCACUGGGGAUAAUUCUUGCGGCAGAUAAGCUUCUCGAGCAGGCUUUUGCUGCUGCUGCGAUAAAAUUCCCGAGCGCUCUUUUCGGGAUGUUCUGCGUGUUCUCGGUGCUCAUGUUCUUGGACUACGUUGCUUCCUCUGCUGCGAUGGGCUUGACGGGUUUCUUUGAGCCGGCGACUUUGUUCAUCCAGAGGUGGCUUCCGCUGUUUUAUGUCCCGGCGCUGGUGGUUUUGCCUCUUGCGGUGAGGGAUAUCCCGGCGGCUUCGGGGCUUAAGAUUUGUUUCAUCCUAGUUGGUGGCUGGCUGGCUUCACUUUCUGUUGCAGGGUACACAGCCAUUACUGUAAGAAGAGUUAUGAAGACAGAAAUGAUACCUGCAGAACCCAUGACGAAACCUUCUCCAUUUACCUCGGUUGAGCUUUGGGUUUGGACUGCAAUUUUCAUUUCAACAUUUAUUCUUGCAUUUAUAUGGCCAACAGCACUUGGUACAAGUGCGAGAACAUGCCUUCCAUUCCUUCUUGCUGCUACAGUUUUGGGAUACAUGGUUGGUUCUUGGUUGCCAUCUAAUGUGAAGAAGGUGUUCCAUCCAAUUAUCUGCUGUGCAUUUGCUGCAGACUUGGCAGCAUUGGCAUAUGGGUACUUCUCACGGUCUGGAAUGGAUGCUGUUCUAGCUGACUACCUUACCAAAGUGUCAUCAAAUCCUGGAGCUGGUGACUUGCUUAUGGGAUUUCUGGGAUCUGUUAUUAUUUCGUUUGCCUUUUCAAUGUUCAAACAGAGAAAGCUUGUGAAGAGGCAUGCAGCUGAGAUUUUCUCAACAGUCAUAAUAUCAACUAUUUUCUCUUUGUAUUCAACUGCUAUUGUAGGACGCAUCAUUGGGUUAGAACCAACUUUAACCAUAUCAAUCUUACCAAGAUGUAUAACUGUGGCUUUGGCUCUCAGCAUAGUAUCCUUGUUUGAAGGUGCAAAUUCAUCUCUUACUGCAGCUGUGGUGGUCCUCACGGGUCUUGUUGGAGCAAAUUUUGUGCAAGCUGUGAUGGAUAAACUUCGGCUGCAUGAUCCUAUAGCUAGAGGAAUAGCAACAGCUUCUAGGUUUCCAUUGCAUCAUCGGAUUUCAGAAAUUUGAGUGGCCAACAAUUGUUCUAUGUGCUCAUGGGCUGGGAACAGCAGCAUUGUCAGCGAAGGAACCUGAGGCUCUUCCGUUCUGUGCCAUGGCUUAUGCACUGACUGGAAUAUGGGGCACCUUGCUUUGCUCCGUCCCUGUGGUGCGGCAAAGCUUACUGUUGAUAGUUAACUAAGAAUUUCUAUAUGUUACUUGUAAGUGGUUUGGCUGUAAUUCCCCAAGCUACCUGUAAUUUUGGAGUGUGAGAGACUCUGUUAGAGGAAUCUAAAAGAUAUUGACAUAUCCUAGUCGAAAUUCUUUUUGUCAUUG
Molecule: messenger RNA, 1815 nt
Organism: Elaeis guineensis (African oil palm)
Lineage: Eukaryota; Viridiplantae; Streptophyta; Magnoliopsida; Arecales; Arecaceae
Source: RefSeq, a predicted model, not a curated record